Cladocopium goreaui is the source of this 1671-nucleotide messenger RNA. NCBI's taxonomy places the organism in Eukaryota, Dinophyceae, Suessiales, Symbiodiniaceae. The record is from the annotation of a GenBank genome assembly.
AGGUAAGCUCUUCUUUUCCCUCACGGACGCUGUUGAUGGCAUUCGUGGCAUCGGUCGUCGCAACCUUGCUGCUCUCUGUGUCAAAUUUGACUGGCACUGGUCACUUGACCUUGUACAGCGUGACCUACACUGUGACUUUGCAUCCCAGCGAUUAUGCCAUGUUUGCCCUAUUGGGUGCUGCAGGUGGCUUGGUCGGUGCACUGUUCAAUGCACUGAAUAUUCGGUGGUGUGCCUUUAAAGCGAAGCCGGGCUUCAGACGCUGGGUUGGCCCUGUACAGGAGGCUUCAUUGCUGGCAUUUAUUACGCUCAUUUCAUCUUGGCCGUUGAGUUUGACUCGCUAUCUCAACGCGCAGACAAUCCAUGCCCUUUUUGACACCUGCAGCAAUGAGCCGGGUGAGACGGUACGCAGCAGGCUGCAAGGAGAGUUCGGCCUUUGCACAGAUGGCUACAGCAACUCCUUCGGGAAUGGUCUACUGACCUCCCUGGGAGUUGCUGCAGCGAUCCGCUUCUGCCAGACAGUAUUGACCAUUGGUACUGCCUGUCCAGCUGGACUCUUUGUGCCAUCGCUCUUCAUCGGAGCUUGCCUUGGGCGCUGCUUGGCUCUGGGUCUCAAAGCCUUGAAUGCUGGAGGCCGUUUGUUUCCACACAAGAUCGACCCUGGUGUCUAUUCCAUGGUUGGCGCUGCAUCAGUCCUGGGUGGUGUCAGUAGGAUGACCAUCUCUUUGGUGGUCAUCAUGUUGGAACUUACUGGAGGCUUGGACUACAUCGUCCCCUUCAUGAUCUCAGUGUUGAUGGCCAAAGCAGUGGGUGAUUCAUUGAACGAGGGCAUCUACGAUCUGCAGAUUGUGCUGAAAGGAUACCCCUUUCUGCAUGAAGAGUUGGACGUCACAUUUACUGAACGGUGCUACGACAUCAUGGAGACAGGCUUAGUGAAGCUCAACAUGAGUCUUCGCCCACGAUUGCAGGACAUCCGGGUCAUGGUUCGCGCCUUUACCUUUAGAGGCUUUCCCAUCGUCGAUGGUGAACUCUUUGUUGGUUACGUGCGACGGUCAGCGCUCGAAGACUUGCUAACGCGGAUGGAGCUUGUGCGUGGUCAGAAUGAGGUCGUUUCCUUGGAAGAUCUUCUUCCAGUGAUUGACUCUACGGUGAUCCGCAUGGUACCCCAUGCUCCGUUGACGCAGGCACACCAGGUCUUCAAGCAGCUGGGAUGUCAGCGCAUCUUCGUGGUGGGCUCGUUUCCGGGCACUGGGCAGCAGGAUGUGCUGCAGGGCAUCAUCACGAAGAAGAAUUACUUGAAGUUCUUGCAGGAUGGUACGGUCGGACACCGGCGCAUCCCAGAUGAAUUGCGACUGACCAGCUCGCACUUCGAGACCAACGGAAACCUUCGCUUCUCUUACGACGGGCCUCAACAGGAGAGCACUGCCAGCCACAUUCGUUUGGGGGAGCUCUUCUCUGUGCUGGACGCAGCAGCCGAAGCAGCUGGAGAAAACAGGACAGAGGAUCAGCAAAGCUGGGCGCCAUCGGCAAGCGAUGAUGAGGCAGUGAAGACACAUGACAUGAACGGACUUUCUACAGCCCUCGACCGUGAGCAGCCGUGAGCGGGUGAAGCCCAUGGCUUGAUCUACAAAAGAUCAUUGUCACAACCACACCUGCCUCCCUGACUCGUGAAAA